AUCAAUAUUCUAGAGAGAGAAAGUGCCAGAUGGGAAAAUGAAACGUUUUUUCUUGGCCACACACAAAGGUGACAUAACAAAACAAGCUUCAUUUCAAACAAAAAAAAACCUAGCUAGUAUCAGAUCUUAACUCUUUUGAAUUUUGCCGCCAAAAUCUAAUUUUGAGCUUCACCCAUUUUCUUAAUCGGUGUUAAUUUCACACCCGUGAACUCAAUUUCAUUGAUUAUUCGUAACAAAAAAAGUUUGUAAAAAAAAAGGGUUAGUAAUAUUUUUUUUUUUUUUUAAGAAAUGGAUGAUUUUGAACUUGGUUAAUAUUUUCUAGGGUUUGGAUAUGAAAUGCUUGACAUGGUUGUUGAUGUUUUACGAUGUUGGGGUUUGAGUAGAAGAUAGUUGUGUUUUUGUUGUUGAAGUGUUGUCAUAAGACAUUGCUGUGUCGUUUUGAGACUUUCAUUGUUGUGUUUGAUCUGAUUGUUGUGUUUUUGCAUUGUUUGAUGAUGGACAGAAAGUUGAUUUGUACAAGUUUUUGACUGCUGUUGACGGGAAAGGUGGGUUUGAUGCUGUUUGUGAUGGUGAGUUGUGGGAUUUAGUCGGGGAAGAAUGUGGCUUAGGCGUUAAUGUUGGUUCGACGCUGAAACUGGUUUUUAGUAAGUACAAGAGUGUUUUUGAGUCAUGUGUGAUGAAAGUUGGUGAUGCUAAGGUGUUUGAUGGGUCUGGUUUGAUGGGGUUUGAGGCUGACGUGAAUGAGUUUUUGUCGGGUCAGGGUGGGAAUGUGGUGGCUGGAGAGAAGGUUAAGGGUAAAGUUGAUGGUGCUAACAAGGUGAAGAGUGCGAAUUUUGAGUCUAGUGUGGAGAAAGAAGUUCACAGUGGGAAUGUGAUGGCUGGAGAGAAGGUUGAGGGUGGAGUUGAUGGUGCUAACGAGGUGAAGAGUGCGAAUUUUGAGUCUGGUGGGGUGAAAGAAGUUCACGAUGUAGGAUUUCUUGAUUCCGGAAUGAUGAACCGAGGGAUGGUCAGUGAUACCGAUGUUGGAAAGCUGAGUGAGGGUAAUGGUGAUGGAAUGGAAGUAGUUGAAGAUUUUGAUGGAGGGAAAAUAAUUGUAGGGACAACUGAGGAUGCAUCUAAUUUGGUGAAGAGCGAUGAGUCUGGAUUGCUGAAUGUUGGCGAGAAUCAUGAUGGUGAUAUCGGUGAUAAUAGUGUCCCGGUAUUGGAUUUGUCUGGUGGUGAUGGAACAGGUUCUAGUCAUAAGAGAAAGAGAGAGGAGGCUCUGUUUGAUAUGAUGAGUUGGGUUACAAAAACCGCGAGUAACCCUUGUGAUCCUGAAAUUGUUCCGAUCCCUGAAAAGCCGAAGUGGAGGGCUUACAGUAAUCAGGAGGCUUGGAAGCGGGUUUUGUUGUUUCGAGAGGCUGCAUUUUACAAGAAAAAGUCGAGCAUUGAACAACAAAAUUGGCAGAGUCAGAAGAUGCAUCCUAGCAUCUAUGAUGAUCCCACUCCGACAAUCUACAAUCUUAGGGAGAGGAGGAAACGUGACAAGAAACUAUUUGAAAAACAAAAACCAUCUUCACGAAGCUCGUUGAGUUCAUCUGUGCUAGACAAAGGAGAUUUGGACGGGACCACAAGUCGUCGUUAUGUGAAACGGUUGCUUGCAAGUAGACGAUCAAGUUUUAGUAGAUGGGCAUCAGCUCGCAUCUGUGUGGGGCAAAAGUAUCAAGCUCAAGUGCCAGAGUGGACUGGUCCGAAUCCUGAAAGUGAUACUAAGUGGUUUGGGACCCAAGUAUGGCCAUUGGCUGUAGCGAAUUCUCAAUUUCUUGUCGAAAGGGAUCCUAUAGGAAGGGGAAGACAGGAUUCGUGCGGCUGCGCAGUUCAAGGUUCUGUUGAGUGUGUCAGAUUCCACAUUUCUGAGAAAAAAGCUAAAGCUAAGCUGGAGUUAGGCGUUGCUUUUUACCAUUGGCGUUUCGAUAAGGUCGGUGAAGAUGUUCGGAAUUCGUGGACAGAUGAAGACGAGAAACGGUUCUGGGAAGUGCUACAGCUUUACCCUCCAAAGAGAGGAUCUGAACAUUUCUGGGAUCAUAUUUUUGAAACAUUUCCUAAUAAGAGCAGGGAAACUUUAGUUAGCUACUACUUCAAUGUGUAUCUCUUGCAGCGCAAAGCAUACCAUACCAGGCAUACACUUGGUAACAUUGACAUUCAGAGCGACGAUGACGAAUCAGAAUCUGAUAUGAAGAAGCUUUUUGGACGUCGGGGAUAGAUUGCAGAGUAGCCACAUGGAAAGGGAAAAUAGCAAUCCAACAUUUGUCAACACAGGAGGUUCGUUGAAAAUUUGAUAAAUUUGUGCUUCUUCACAUGCAAUUUUCAGUAUCAAUGAAUAUUGCUCUCUUUCUUUAGAAUAUACAUCAUAGAUUUUAAAGGGUAAAAAAUUGGAAUUUGAAAGGUUGGUUGGCUUGUUGUUUUGGUCAUGUCUGGAGAGUUGGUGUUUUGAACAGCUUAGGUGUUGGAGUUUUUAGUCUAGUAUGCUUCAGAUUUUGAGGCGUAACUUUUGUCUGUCUACAUUGAUAUAUAGUGGCCAUACAUUGCAUAUCAUAUUUUUAUUUUUUCAUCACUUGGUGACUGCAAAGAUUACUUGAAACAAAAGCCUUUUAGAAAUA
Molecule: messenger RNA, 2639 nt
Organism: Medicago truncatula (barrel medic)
Lineage: Eukaryota; Viridiplantae; Streptophyta; Magnoliopsida; Fabales; Fabaceae
Product: AT-rich interactive domain-containing protein 1
Exons: 2
Coding region: 677-2242 (521 amino acids)
Source: RefSeq, a predicted model, not a curated record